AUGACCACUGAGACUGUCUCUACCUCAGAUGAUCAGAAUAUCGCAAUCGGAGAUCUACACAAUGAGAUCAAUACAAUUGAAUCCGGUAAUAUUACGGGAACUACCGACAAAAUUAAGCGAAAAAAACAUAAGGAACAUAUCCGUACUAUUGGUGCAGAAAUCAGGAAUAUGAAUGAACCUAUUCGCAGAUUGAUAAUAGACAAGGUCGUUUUACGCAAUUUUAAGAGUUAUGGAGGUACUACAACUAUAGGUCCAUUUCAUAAGAGAUUUACUUCGAUAGUAGGUCCUAAUGGGUCUGGGAAAAGUAAUGUAAUAGACGCCAUGUUAUUUGUCUUUGGAUUUCGUGCUAAACAAAUAAGACUCGGAAAACUGUCGGAAUUAAUACAUAAUUCUAACUUCUACGUUAACAAGAAUAAUGGAAAUCCGCUGGAAUCAAUGGAAGUAGCGAUUCAUUUUUGUGAAAUCUUGGACCACAACCCGGAUUCUGACAAUUAUGAUGUAAUAGAAGGAUCGCAGUUGGUAAUUUCAAGAGAAGUUUUUUGUGACAAUACCUCAAAAUAUCGCAUAAAUGGCACAAUUUCUACGCAGAAAGAGGUUUCUAAUGCAUUAAAGCACUUUGGAAUGGACUUAUAUAACAAUCGGUUCCUUAUAUUACAGGGAGAAGUUGAGCAAAUAUCCCAAAUGAAACCAAAAGCCACCAAACCCGACGAAGAAGGGCUGUUAGAAUACUUGGAAGAUAUAAUUGGAACAAAUCAAUAUUUGGAUCAGAUUAAAGAAGCACAAACGCACUAUGAAGAAUUGCAGGAUCAAUAUCAGCAGUUUUCUAAUAAGGCAAUUUUAUCACAGAAGGAAGUUGAAGAUCUUAAAGAUGCAAAUGAUGAAGCAAACAGAUAUUUAUUUAACGAAAAACUAUUUCAUGAAACAAUGUUUUUAGUUACGCAAAAAGAGAUUUACGACGGUGAACUUGAAAAGAAUGUCCUUUCCAAAGAUAUUAGUGGAUUAGAAGAACAGCUUAGAGAUUAUAAAAAGGAAAUAUCCAACGUCUUUAAGGAAAAGGAAGAUGUAGAAUCACAAAUAAAAUCACAAAAGGCGGAAUUAAAUAGAUUGUUAUAUACACAAAAGAAGUUAUCAGAUCACUUUAAAAAACUCUGUACUAAGGAUGAAGAUUUACGUAUGCAACUGCUACGUGAAGUUAAAAAAGUCGAAGAAAAGACUAUUUUGAUAAAAAAAUUAACUUCUAAGAAACCUCAACUUGAGAAAGAAUCUAAAGAAAAAUUGGCAGAAUCUGAAAAUUUACUUAAAACAAUCCCUUUGUUGCAAUCUAAGCUUGACAACGCUGAAGCGGAGCUUGAAAGGCUGAGUGAUAAUUUAAAACCGGAGCUAGAAAAGGCUGCGAAAGAUUUGUCUUUUUGUGAGGCUGUUUUGGCUCCAAUUCAGCAAUCCUAUGAUGAUUAUAAAAAGGAGAUAAAAGCCUUGGAAAUUUCGAUAGAGUUAUUACACUCUAGUGAGAUAGAACUGACAAAAAACCUUUCAUCCUUAAAGAAAGAUGAAAAAGAAUUGAAACGCAAGAUCAAAUAUAACGAAGAAUUAUUGAAAACUAGUGAGGCUAGCUUGGAGGAUGGUGAAACAAAAUUGAGGGUAAUAAAAGAUGAAAUUUGUGAAUUAGAGAAGGACUUACAUGAUAAGAACACAAUUCUCAUAAAGCUAAGAGACGAAUAUGAGUCAUUAAAGCACGACAUUACCAACUUGAGUAAUGAAAAGGAUCAAUAUAAGUUUAUAAUGAAUUUGGCUUCGAAUGAAAAUCUGAGUGGUAUCCACGGGAAAUUAGGUGAUCUUUGUUCCAUAGAUAAAAAGUACGAGAAAGCAUUUUUGGUAGCAUGUGGGCCAGCUAUUGAAACAAUAGUAGUGGAUACUCCAGAAAUAGCGUCAAAAAUAUUCACAGAACUCAGGAGGCAUAAUCUUGGACGUGUUUCUGCAGUUUCUCUGAGCAUUCUAAAUAGAGACUUAAAAAGACUUUUAGAACGCAAAAGUUCAAUAGAUAUCGAAAAAUUACCCCAAGGAACACAACGACUCAUUGACUUGAUAAAACCUGAUCAACUAAAAUAUAAAGUAUGUUUCUACCAUGCAGUCCGUGACACCUUGGUUGUAAACAAUUUUGAUGACGCUAAAUUUGUUGGAUAUCAAAUGAAGAAACGUGUAGUUACAAUAGAUGGAGAAAUUAUAGAGCCUGAUGGUCGUUUAUCUGGAGGAGGUGUUCCAAAUAUUGGAAUAAAAGAUAGGCGCCCCUCUUUUGGCAAGUCUGUCGAUACUAACGCUAUGAGGAAGAUGAAAUACGAUAUAGAUAACAAAAUUCAAGACAUUUCAAAUAUAAAGGACAAGUUACGUCAGCUUAGUGAGAAUGAACACUCCAUAUCUAAGGAUAUGGUCACCGAAAAGUAUAAUAUCAACUUGUUGAGUCAAAAUAUUGAGAAUGAUUCUCUGCACUUGGGAGAGCUCCUAGAAAACAUUCGAAAUUCAGAGUUAAAAAUAGAAGAUCUUAAAGGUGACAAUAGGAUAAAUCUGUUGAAGAAAGAUUUGGAAAAAAAAAUUGAAGAGUGUAACGCUAUUAAAAAAAAUGUUGAAUCUCAGGAGACAAGUGUAUCUAAGGCCUAUGAGGUUCUUCAAAAUGUUGGUUGUGGUGUUUUAAAAGAAUCUAAGCUAAAUGUUGCUAAACUGGACGAUGAAUUAUCCAAAAUUAGAGGUGAUGUAGAGAAACUACGAAAGACCGCAGCUUCGCUACUCGGAGAUGCUGAAAAAUGUGCUAGAGAUAUUUUAAAAUAUGAAAAAGAUAUAGGUGAGCACAAAAUACGAGAAAAGGGGCUAGAAACACAAUUGGAUAAUUUAGAAGAUGAAGCAUCGGAAGUUAAUAACAAACUUACUUCUCUGAAUAAGGAUUGUGACCAAUAUAGUCAUACUCUUAAGGAACUCAAUGAAUUGCUAACCACAAAAAAUGCUAUUAUUAAUGAACAUGAGCUACAAUCUGUGGAUAUUAAGCAUAGAGUUGAUGACCUUCAUAGAAAAUUGAAUGCUGUCAAUGAUUGUCUAAGUCGUCACAAAACAACACUUCUUAGCACAAAACAACAAUUUGAAGAUACAAUUCGUUCAUUAAAUUUGAGCAAUGAAGCAACUUCGCUUCUUUAUAAGUUUACGCAUGAUUCUGGUGUAAAUUUACCGUGCUCUUCAACUAUGGACCAAUGUUCAGAUGAAGCGGAGGCUUGUAGACAAGAUAGUUUGGAUAAAAUGGAAAUAAUAGAUCCUGAUACAGCCAAAAAUACCGAAUGUGACACUAGUAAGCAAGAAGAAAUUCCCACUAUAGAUUUGAGGCAAACAAAGUAUUCUAAUGAGCUGAGAAUAGCGUCUAAUGAGAAUCUAGAAACUAUUAACAAAGACGCUAUGCUUAAAAGGGUACAAGAGCUGAAAAGGAAAUUGUCACAUAUUCCAAAUUUAAGAAUAGUUGAGGAAUAUAAAAAGAGGGUUGAAGAAUACAUCCAAAAAAAGAAAGAUUUACUUAUAAUACAGACAAAACGAGACUAUGCUAAGAGUGCGCAUGAACAUCUGUGUUUUAAGCGUAAAAGCGAGUUCUUACUCAAUUUUGCAAUUAUAGCUAACAAACUCAAAGAGGUGUAUCAGGCCAUAACUCUCGGUGGAGAUGCUGAAUUGGAAUUAGUUGAUUCAACGGAACCAUUUACGGAAGGUAUACUGUUUUCUGUUAGGCCAGUCAAGAAGAGUUGGAAACAAAUACAUAAUCUUUCAGGUGGUGAAAAAACUUUGAGUUCUUUAGCUCUUGUCUUUGCAUUACAUCACUACAAACCAAAUCCAGUGUACUUUAUGGAUGAAAUAGACGCCGCCCUAGAUUUUAGGAAUGUGUCAAUCAUAGCAAAAAACAUAAAGGAGAGGACAAAAGAUGCGCAAUUCAUAAUAAUUUCGUUGCGUAACCAAAUGUUUGAACUUUGCAAUCAAAUGGUAGGAAUUUACAAAACGUGUGAUAUAACUAAGAGUGUUUGCAUAAACCCAAUGGUAUAUAGCUUGAACAAAAGAAGACUUAAAGAUGACGAAAUUGCCUCACAGUAA
Molecule: messenger RNA, 4110 nt
Organism: Theileria equi strain WA
Lineage: Eukaryota; Apicomplexa; Aconoidasida; Piroplasmida; Theileriidae
Product: RecF/RecN/SMC N terminal domain containing protein
Exons: 1
Coding region: 1-4110 (1369 amino acids)
Biological process (GO): mitotic chromosome condensation
Cellular component (GO): chromosome
Molecular function (GO): protein binding; ATP hydrolysis activity; ATP binding
Source: RefSeq, a predicted model, not a curated record